AUGUUAGAACUGGGCUGUGGUUCUGGGCUACCCUCCUUGUGCGCCUUAGCCUUAGGUGUCGAGGUCGUCGCGACCGACUUAGAAGAGCUGCCGUUGCUCUUGCUGAAGGCCGCCUACGACGCCCAAGAGCUUCCGGGCCACUUAGAGGUUCAACAGUUGGAUGUCCUCGCUGCGAUCAGCACUUCCAGAUCUUCCAGCACUUGCCCCUCCGAUGUUCAACGCUUCGAUGUGAUCGUUUGCAGCGACUGCCUUUACAAGCUCGGGUCCCCCGGCGCGUGGCGGCCGCCGGCGCCACGCGGCAGCGGAAGACCGGAUGGUCCACCGUUACUUCAGACGACGCAGCAGUCGUUUGGUCACACGUCUUAA
This is a messenger RNA of Durusdinium trenchii, 366 nucleotides long. NCBI's taxonomy places the organism in Eukaryota, Dinophyceae, Suessiales, Symbiodiniaceae. The record is from the annotation of a GenBank genome assembly.